UCCAUGUUCAAAGGAAAGUUGUGAGCCCAAUUCUGUUUACUCUGAAUAUCUUGCACUACCUAAACUUGCAUUAUACCUUACAGAAACAUUCUAGAGCUCUAAGACUCCAGCAGAGAUGAAGGAGUUACCCGCAUUGCAGGAGUCUUCUGAUGCAGUCAAGUUAGGUGCAGGUCUCGAGCUGUGUCAUCAUACAGCUGAAGACUGCAGGCAGAUGGAGCAUUCCUUGCCAAGUUGUGUCAUGGAAGCUGUGAAGAUUGAGCCUCGUGAUGAGCAGCAAUCAAACUGUGACUCGGGGCUCCCAGCUGGCUUCCUUGAAGUGGAGAAAGAGGAACCUUUCUUCAUGGAAGAAGACAGUGCUACAGUUGCUGACUUCAAACCGUUCCAAAUUCCAUUCCUGGGCUUGGAUUCUCUCAAGGCAGAGCCUGUCGAGGCUGGGGCAUCUCCAUCCAUCCCCCAGGCUCCUCCUGCAAACCAAGAACUCCCAACAAGGGCAGGAAUCUUUACCGCUGUUCAAAAAGCCUCUGAGACUGCCUGCUUAGCCUCUACUUCUCUGGAGGCGCACAAUUGUGGUGCUUCAAUGGCUCUUCCGCCUUCAGAAACUUCAACUUCCAAGAGCAAGAGUCAAACAAAUGAAAUGAAAAUCUCAUCCACUGAACAAGAAGCUGGUGAAGCUCGCUCGCCUAAUAAUGGCCGCCUUCCUCCUACUCCUGCACCAUCAGUAAAUUGUAACGUUCUCAGCUACAAUGGAACGAGAACUGUCCCUGCAACGCGGGAGGCUUCUUUUAAGGCGAAAGAGGCGCACAAUUCUGUGGAUUUGGAACGUUCAAAGCAUCUGUGCAUCAAAUUUAAAAAAUGCAGUGUACUAUUGACUCGCAUUAAUGUUUCUGAAAAUUACAUUUACGUUUGCGAUGAAGAAAAUGAAAAUAAUAUUUGCUCAGAAGAAAUAGCAUUUCCAGAGCCUUAUCCUGAUCAUGGGAGCAAAGAUUCAGAGCGACCUAAAAUGCGCAGUGAAAAAGUGUGCAAAAGUGGGGGACCAAAAUCAAGUGAAGAGAAUGAGUUAAGCAUUUCUAAAAAUACUGAUAGUCUGCGAAGGACAUCCCUCAAUCGUUCUAAGCGUCUAAAUGCUUCUAUGAAGGAGGCAAUUUCUUCCACAACCUCCCACGUGCGUCGUAACAAAGAGAAGACUCGCAAGUGUCAUGUCUGUGGCGCAGCUUUCCGCUUUAAAUCUAAUCUUGACCGACAUAUCAACGCAGUUCAUCUUAAAUUGAGGCCCUACAAGUGCUCUAAGUGCGAUUAUGCCUCCAGUCGGGUUUCUGGUUUACAAACCCAUUUAAACACAGCGCAUAGCUGUUUCGCCGGCGCCCAAUUAAUAGAGAAACAUCACGAGUGUUCUGACUGUAGCUAUGCUGCUACUUCCAAGAACAAUCUCAACCGGCACAUAAAACAUGUACAUCUGAAGAUAAAACCACAUAAAUGCUCCCUCUGUGAUUAUGCUGCCGCAACUAAAACACUUCUUCGUUAUCACGUUACAGGUGUCCAUCAGAAACUCAGGCGCUACAAAUGCCAUGAAUGUGCCUACGCUGCCGCCGUGAAGAGUAAACUUGCGCUCCAUAUGAAAGCCGUUCACUUGAAACUAAAGCCAUUCAAGUGCAAUGAGUGUGACGGCUACUUUUCUCAGAAAGGUCAUCUAAAAGCUCACAUUUCCAGGGUGCACCUCAAAGACAGCCCGCACACGUGUCCGCACUGUUCCUACUCCGUGUGGUGGAAAGCAGAUCUUGCUCAGCAUAUCGCUAUCGUUCACCAGAAGCUGAAGCCUCACAAGUGUCCUCAGUGUGACUUCACUUGCAGAAUUAAAGGGCAUCUUAAUUCUCAUGUUAAUGCUGUUCAUUUAAAAUUACGACCUCACAAGUGCCAGACGUGCAAGCGCGGGUUCUCCCAGAAAGCAAGUCUAGAACGGCACAUGAAAUUGGUGCACAUGAAUUUGAGGGAACACAAAUGUUCACAGUGUGAUUACGCUGCAAGUUCUCGCUGGGAUCUCAAGAAACAUGUUGAUGCGGUGCAUCUGAAAUUAAAGAAAUACAAGUGCCGAAUUUGUGAGUACAGCACCGCUAACAAGUCUAGGCUUAUAAGGCAUGCUGCUCGUAAACACUGAAAAUCAAUUGGCUUCCACACCGAGUAUAAUUAUUGCUGGAAAAGAUAUCUUUUAUAUGCCCUGUGUACGAAAUUAGUUCCAUUUAUUUCUUCUCUGCUGAAGGUAGCCAACACCAAUACCGCUGAACUUGCUACACUUAUUGUAGUCUUUAUUAUUAUAUUCUAUAUAUUCAUUAUGUUACAUUUAGAGGAGGGCAAACCUGAGCUGGAUGGCGUCCGCGGGCAAGUGGUUCUAUUCGGAUAUGGUUGUGGGGAAAAAUGUCAUCUGGGGGUAUUGAGUCCAGCUGAAAGGAACGACAUACUGUAGAGGGUGGGACUUGCUGGUAUUCUGCAUGGAGCAGCUGACAGGGGAGGGGGAGGUG
Hyalella azteca is the source of this 2513-nucleotide messenger RNA. RefSeq names its product zinc finger protein 845. Gene Ontology annotation, molecular function: RNA polymerase II cis-regulatory region sequence-specific DNA binding; DNA-binding transcription factor activity. NCBI's taxonomy places the organism in Eukaryota, Metazoa, Arthropoda, Malacostraca, Amphipoda, Hyalellidae. The transcript is spliced from 3 exons. The record is from RefSeq and is a predicted model, not a curated record. Bases 116 to 2152 code for a protein of 678 amino acids. Gene Ontology annotation, biological process: regulation of transcription by RNA polymerase II.